AUGAGUCAGCAACACGCGCCGUCCGCGGCCGCACAUCGCUCAUCGCGCUACGCCGCCGCCUUACCGCUCUGCCGCACCACGCGUCCGCUGGGCGCGUCGCGCGGGCCGCGGGCCAGGCCCGCGAGCCUGCUGCUUCUGGCCGCGUGGCUGGCGGCCGUUGCUGCAGAGCUCGCCUGUCCUCAAGAGUCACCGGCGGCUACGAUCGCGUGCACCUCCUGCCGAGCGUACGAAAACGCGCGGGAAUACAGCUUAAGAGUGGUCCGCGAGAGUCUGCUGGCAAAGCUCGGCUUCACUCAGGCCCCAAACACUACAGGGCGUGAAUUGCCGGAAGUGCCCGCAGCCCUCAUGGCGCGUUUUGAGCGCAGGAAACCGCCGCUGGGCGUGCAGGCUGAUGCAUCAGCUCCGACGCGAACCUUCGUCACUCAUACAGAACAGGACGACUUCCUCGCGCGCACCGACAAUGUCGUCAUUUUUGCCCGUUAG
Molecule: messenger RNA, 483 nt
Organism: Arctia plantaginis
Lineage: Eukaryota; Metazoa; Arthropoda; Insecta; Lepidoptera; Erebidae
Source: the annotation of a GenBank genome assembly